GGCACGAGCCGUGACGUGACGUUGGCGGGCGCGCGCAGCGUGGCUCCCGGAAAGGAGCCGAACCUCCGGGAAGCUGGUGGCCGGGAUGCGGUGCGCUAGUGGCCGCCCGCCCCCUUGGAGCCGCGGCCCGCCCAGCAGGGUGCCUCUGACUCCAGGAAGACCCCAGCUCUGAUUCUGUCAUUGUAGAUGACAAGAACUGACUCCCACAACAUCGCCUGGAUCUUGGUUGGUCUUUCAGUAUGGGGAGGAUUGGCAUUUCCUGUCUCUUUCCUGCCUCUUGGCAUUUUAGCAUCUCUCCAGUGGGCUGUCCUCGAAUUCUGAACACCAAUUUUCGACAAAUCGUUGUCAUUAGUAUCCUGGCUGCAGCUGUCUCCCUUUUAUACUUCUCUGUUGUCAUAAUCCGCAGCAAGUAUGGGUGGCUGUCAAAAGACAAGAAAUUUCAAAGGUACUUGGCCCGAGUCACAGACGUUGAGGCUACAGACACCAACAACCCCAACGUGAACUAUGGCAUUGUGGUGGACUGCGGCAGUAGUGGGUCUCGGAUAUUUGUCUAUUGCUGGCCUCGGCACAACGGCAAUCCUCAUGAUCUGCUGGACAUCAAACAGAUGAGGGACAAAAACCGGAAGCCAGUGGUGAUGAAAAUUAAGCCUGGCAUCUCAGAGUUUGCUACCUCUCCAGAAAAAGUCAGCGAUUACAUUUCUCCGCUUCUGAGCUUUGCUGCAGAACACGUGCCUCGGGCAAAACACAAAGAGACACCUCUCUACAUUCUCUGCACAGCCGGAAUGAGAGUCCUUCCUGAAAGCCAGCAGAAAGCCAUCCUGGAGGACCUCCUGACUGACAUCCCUGUGCACUAUGACUUCCUGUUUUCUGACUCCCAUGCCGAAGUCAUCUCAGGAAAACAAGAAGGUGUGUAUGCUUGGAUCGGCAUUAAUUUUGUCCUCGGACGAUUUGAGCAUAUUGAGGAGGAUGAUGAGGCCGUUGUGGAAGUCAACAUUCCCGGCAGCCAGAGCAGCGAGGCCAUCGUGCGGAAACGGACAGCUGGUGUUCUUGACAUGGGAGGCGUGUCUACUCAGAUAGCGUAUGAAGUCCCCAAAACUGUAAGCUUGGCCUCCUCACAGCAGGAAGAAGUAGCUAAAAACUUGUUAGCCGAAUUCAACCUGGGGUGUGAUGCCCACCAGACUGAGCACGUGUACCGCGUCUAUGUGGCCACGUUUCUUGGGUUUGGUGGUAAUGCUGCUCGGCAGAGAUAUGAAGACAGACUGUUUGCCAACACAGUUCAGAAAAACAGGCUCCUGGGUAAACAGACUGGUCUGGCUCCUGAUGCUCCAUUCCUGGACCCCUGCUUGCCUCUGGACAUUAAAGAUGAGAUCCGGCAAAAUGGGCAGACCCUGUACCUUCGGGGGACAGGAGACUUUGACCUGUGUCGAGAGGCCCUCCAGCCUUUCAUGAACAAAACCAAUGAGACACAGACUUCCCUCAAUGGUGUCUACCAGCCUCCAAUCCACUUCCAGAACAGUGAAUUCUACGGCUUCUCUGAGUUCUACUAUUGCACCGAGGACGUCUUGCGAAUGGGGGGAGAUUAUAAUGCUGCUAGAUUUACUAAGGCUGCCAAGGAUUACUGUGCAACAAAGUGGUCGAUCUUACGGGAGCGCUUUGACCGAGGACUGUAUGCCUCUCAUGCUGACCUCCAUCGACUUAAGUAUCAGUGUUUCAAAUCAGCCUGGAUGUUUGAGGUGUUCCACAGAGGCUUCUCCUUUCCUGUCACAUACAAAAAUCUGAAGACGGCCUUGCAGGUGUAUGACAAGGAAGUGCAGUGGACCCUGGGGGCGAUCCUUUACAGGACCCGCUUUCUGCCCUUGAGAGACAUCCGACAGGAAGUGUUCCGAGCUGGGCAUGCACACUGGCGGGGCGUGUCCUUCGUCUACAACCACUAUCUGUUCUCUGGCUGCUUCCUGGUCGUCCUUCUGUCCAUCCUUCUCUACCUGCUGCGGCUACGGCGCAUCCACCGCAGGGCGCCCCGCACUGGCUCUCUGUGGAUAGAGGAAGGCCUGCCCUCCCAGAAGGGCCCUGGGCCCUUGUGACAGACACUGAGUCAGCCUGAAGAAGACUCUACAAGAAAAGCCAUUUUUGCCUCAGGGUUUCUCGUAUGCUCAGACGGUUUUGUUUGUCCCUUUCCUUUCUAUUACAAAAAAUCUUUUAUUGUAAACCCUGCUGUCUAGAGGUACUGCCAUUGAACACAGCUUUAAAUGGAGGAGUGGGAAAGGGACUCCACUCGGCUUGUGCUGCACAGUAUCUGCUGCACACCUGUAAGGUUUGUAGGACAUGCUGCACCUUCAUGUACUUGGAUAUAUGUGCAAGGGAACAGUGGGCAAGUUCCCAUCAGCAUGGGUGGGACUUCAGAGUGUCCCGGGGCAGAACCAAGCCGUGAGUUCUACCCUCUUUCCUCUCCAAACACCUCGACCUAGAAGGGAGGCGUUUGGUUUUAUUUGCUGCUCAGGUCUGUCACCAUUGGUGUUUUGGCAGAUUUAAGACUUUAGUCUUUCAUAGGAAAAAUUGACAAGAUGGUGGCACAGGGAGGCGACACUGAAGAGUGGUCAGUGAUGAGAGCUACUGAGGAGAACUGUUCCCUGCUGCAGGCGAGCACACACCUGUAAAGUAGCCACUCUUGCCCUGUGCUUGGGAUCUCUGUUGCCCUCUCAGAGGGUUUUGUUUGCUCAUUUGUUUUGGUUUGUUUGUUUGUUUGUUUGUUUGUUUUUAAACCAGAAAGCUUUUAAAGUUCCCCUGGUUUAGUGGUCUGAGAGCGGGAGUGUGCCCUGCAGAUGCCCAGCGCCUCUGAGCGGCAGGUCUGUGCUGUUGAGCUGCUUCAGGCUCUUCCACUUCUGAGCUGUCACCCCACUGUUCAGAUCUCUUCACUGUUUUUCUUCAGGACACCCCACACAUUGCUUGAUAGUCCUUGUUGUCACACCGUUGCAGCUCUCGUUGGCAAUGGUACUGUAAACCCACACGUGGAAGAGCCUGAAUUUAAAAUAAAAAAAUAAAUGGACACGUUGAAAACAAAUUUGACAUUUUAAGCAGAAACCUGGAAAGGACAACCAGGAUGUGUGAGGCUGGUGGGAGCUUGGUUUGUUCGUUCGUUCGUUCGUUCCUUUUUGUGUUGUUAAUUUAGGUCAGAAAUGUGGGGGAUCCCUAUAUGUGGGGGUUGUUUUGUUUUGGUGGUGGUGGUAGUGGUGGUGGUGAAGCACAUAUUUCCUACCCCCAUAACACUUAAGUUGAAGUAGUCGGCAGCAGAUGGAUAUUUGGAGAACUUUCAGCUGCUUAUUCAGAACUCUGAGUGAGAGAACAAUUACUCCAAAGCCUUGUCAUCCUUAGAGAAAAGGUGUGGCAUAUGCCACAACAGCCACUUAAGACUUCACAUUUAUGAAAGAAACCCAAGUUCCUCAUCUCUUCUCAUCUCUUCAAAGUGACUAUUGUAGAUGAAAGACACCAGUGGGGAGUUAGGGGCAUGGUGUUAGCCUCUGUGUGGAUCAUGCCCCAGGGGACGUGCACUGGAAUAAAUGUGAGAGGGUCAGUUUCUGAAGCCACCAGCAGCUUCAGUCCGGCCACAGGUCAGCUGGUCAUUGGAGUCCUUCCUAGUUGUCACCAUGCUGGCAUCUUUGCCUUGAAUUUCUGAGCAGGGGUAUGUGUGUGUGUGUGUGUGUGUGUGUGUGUGUGUGUGUGUGUGUGUAUGCACACCUGCACACAUGUGUCUGUGUGUGUGCCCUGUGAACUGUCUGUGGCCUUGCCGAUGAAGAGAAGGGUGGUGUUAGACUUUAGUUGUACCUCUCUCCUGAUGCCAGGCAGGAGGAAUGGUGAGGCCCCAUAAUCUGAAAAUAUGUAAACACCACUUCGAGUUUGUGGCAUUUGCCUUUACAACCAAGGCAAGGAAAAGCCAAUAUAAAAACUUGCUGAAACCUG
This is a messenger RNA of Arvicanthis niloticus (Nile rat), 3954 nucleotides long. RefSeq names its product ectonucleoside triphosphate diphosphohydrolase 4 (gene Entpd4). The record is from RefSeq and is a predicted model, not a curated record. NCBI's taxonomy places the organism in Eukaryota, Metazoa, Chordata, Mammalia, Rodentia, Muridae. Gene Ontology annotation, cellular component: membrane; Golgi apparatus. Gene Ontology annotation, molecular function: GDP phosphatase activity; UDP phosphatase activity; ribonucleoside triphosphate phosphatase activity. Gene Ontology annotation, biological process: CTP metabolic process; UDP catabolic process.